CCACUUUCACUGGAAGAAAUGAUAGCAAGAAGAGAGGGAGAAAAGAAAGCUCAAGAAAAGGUGUGGUACUGUACUAUAGAACUGAAAUAUAACUAUACCAAAAGUUAUGGAACGUGAGCAACAAAGAUUGAAGGCUAAAACACUUUUGCUGUCCUGUGCUUUGAGUUAAAGUCUUACUAUACAGAUGUUCAAAACAUGCAUGCAUGAUCAGAUUACGAGUGAUCGAAGGUCCAAACACCCGUGAUCAAAUUGUGUUAUGUGCAUUCCAUUCAUUCUUAGUGGAAGUCCAAAUGAAUGCUGGCUACAUACAUGUACAGUUCAUGCUACGCAUGCAUAAUAACAACCUGGGCCGGGUUGUUCGAAGUUGGGUUAAGAUAACCUACAGUUAGUGCGAAAUUUGGACUCGGAUAUGAGGGCUUAAAAAGCAAAUUCAGUUUAAUUCUCUUUCCCUACAAUUUGAUGAUUGGAUACUCUAAAAAGAAUAGAGAAAAUUAUCCGAGAGAGUUCUUUUGAUAACAAGAUAAGGAAACCCGGGUUAAAAUUUAACCCCUGGUUAGCGCUAACCGGCAUUCGAACAACUGGGCUCUGGAGAUUAGGAUUGUUGCCCACAAUGAUACAGAACAUUGGAACGCCGUCUCUGUGACCUCUAAGGGACCAUGACAUUCAGGUCAUAAUAAUGAGCUGGACCUUUUAUCAACUGUAUGUUUUAUAAUAAAGUUCAGAUAUAAUACGCACUGGUUGUAACAUGAGUGUGGGCCGACUUUACCCUUCAAGCCCCAAUAUCCACAUACAAAUUCUCAAAACUGAUCUCCAUACACAUCUCCUUUAAAAUUACUAGUUGAGAGAAUUUGAUUAAAGAUCAUGGAAUUUUCUCUAUGAUGAUCAUUUUAUUAAUUCUCCUAACUUUAUCUCUUGACAGUGUAUGGAUAUUGUUAGGAGAAAAUUGUUGUUGGUCACUAUUGGGACUUAAAGGGUUAAUCAUGAAGCUCAAUGAUCUGACAUUAAUUUUGUUGACACAACCUUUUACUUCACCAGGGUAGUAAAUAAAAACCAAGUGAACUAACUCAAUAUUGAUUUUGCUCUUGUGUUAUUUUGUUUUGUUUGUUUGUUUGUUUUUUAGAAUAAAAUAUAUUUUUUGUUGUCUUUAGCCAACUUUUUUAACAAAGGAACAGAGAGCAAUGGAAGCAUUGAAAAGACGACAACAGCAAGUUGAGGAACAGAAACAAAAAGACUGAGUUAUAAAGAGAUGCAUGUUUUGUCCCUUUUUGUGACUUCCUUACAUAUGUGAAUUUCUUAAAUUUAUUUUGCACCAGACUUUGGUUGUUUAUAGAGAUGGUUGCUCAUUCAAUGGAUAGUGAGAUUAAGAAUCACAUUCAAGGCAAAUGGUGAAUCCAAUUUUAUUUGUACGUGUACCUUGCGCUUAAGUCUUUGUCUUCACUAAAAAGUUUACUGUUUAUCAUAUCUACUUAAAUAUGAGAAAUUUCAUGCCAGUUCCAUCCCUAAGAAUAUAACUGUUUUGGACAGUUUCUGUCAGCUCAUUUCUUCAUUUGAGCAGAAAAAUUAUAAAUUCCAUACCAUCUACAUUGUACAUUGUACUCUCAGAUGGUUCAUUUUGAGCUUUGCCUAAAAUAAUUAUUUAUUUUCUUUAUAAGUUAUUAUUAUGUUUUUCACCUUCCACUUGACUUGUCAGAACAAACAAAAUUUAUUACAGUGGAACCCCACCUUAUGGCCACCUCGGUAAUAUGGUCACCUUGUUAUUACGGCCACUUUUUUUCGGCCAUCAGACAACAAAGACCAUACAUUUUCUUGUAAAGAAAUCCUCGUUAAUAAUUAUGAUCUCCUUGUCAUUACAGCCAAUUUUUUUUGGCAUAUUGGUGACGGUAUUAACGGGGUUCCACUGUACCGACUGGUUUGGAUAACUUUAGAAAACUGAAAAAUGGUUGGUCUUGAUUUUUGCCUUUUUUGUGGCUUUUCAUUUUAAAACAAACAGGAGGAGUGUCAAAUGAGAGAGAAGUUUUUAGGAGAGGCACAAUAUUCAAGAGGUAAGUAUUGGAAAAACGUUUUUAAAUAAGAGAACCCAAAUCAUUUCAUACUGUUUUUUAAUGCUUUAAACAUCAUGUAGCACAGAAAAGUACAGAUAAUUAUUAAUGAAAAUAAAGACAAAAAGAAAAAUAGAUUAUUUUUACAUAAUUACAUAUACAACAGAUAAAACUGACAGUUACAUGAAAUAACUGCGGUUUAAUUUAGGCCUGACUAAAUGCUUGACUUACAUAGUUUCUUGAGGAAAGGAAAAGAGGAAUGGGUGGAUGGUUUUACUUUAAGGGGGAGGUAUAGUUAACAAAGCAAUUAGGAAGUUAAUAGGGUAACAGGUGCAAGCCAACAAAUUUAAAUAAGAAAAAGUUUCCAUUUGUUUGAAAAGGUGGUCGAAGAAUUACAGCAAUGUGCUACUUGUCAUUCUAUCUCAAUGAUGGAAUUUAACUUACCCUUAAAGAGGGACAUGCAUGAAAAUGCUCCAGCUAAAAAAAAUAAAGGAAUUAUUACUAAAUUUCUUGCGGUCAGUAGAUGAUUAUUUCAAAGUCUCCCGUCUUAUUAAGUCAUUUAAUACUUUAGGUUAGCCUCUCUUCGUAAUCGUUACGUACUUGCCUUGUUUUGUGUUAGUUUAAAUUCUAUUUACUGUAUAGUAGUGUCUUCACUGUUAUUUAGUCCAUCCAUAUAUAAAUCUUGUUUUGUAAUAUGUCUUCAGCUCCCCCCGCCUUGAUUAGUUCAUAAGCUAUUUCACAGGAAAAAAUAACGGAUUCCCAUUUUUGGAUAUUUUAGGGUAUUUAAAGAAUACCCAUAAAAAUCCCAAAUUUGGCAAAGUGAGACAAGUCCCAACCAGGAAAUUCCCAACCAAGUUCCCUGAUUGGGACUUGUCUCACUCUUCCAAAUUUGGGAUUUUUGUGGGUAUUCUUUAAAUACCCUAAAAUAUCCAAAACUGGGAAUCGGUUAUUUUUUCCUGUGUUUGCGGGUGGGAAAGUAAUGUAAUUAGUUAUUUUUCCAAUUUUCAAUAAAAUUUGUUGUUGUUGUUGUAUAAUUACAUGAUAUUUCCCAAAAAGAAGAAUGAGGAUGAUGGCUUUAGAAGUUGCAACUUUAGACCUAGACAGUUCACUGCUCUCAUCAUUAACAUAAUCAUCCUCACUUCUUUAAUAGUACAGUUUGCUGUAUUAUUAUUUUUUUUAAUAAAAAUAUUAUUUCGAUAAACUUUAAAAUAUGUUUUUUUUUUCAUUUUCUAAAGAGGACAAAGUGGAAAGGGAAAGAAGAGAAAGGAGGGAAAGAAAAGAAAAGAACCAAACUGAAGAAGAGGUAGUGUCUUUGCCUGUUAAGGGCAAGGGUGGAUCAUGAAUUUUUUUCCGUAGUGGUCCAAACUUGACCUCACCAUCAAAACUAUUUUACAGCUAAUUAUUCCCACCCUUCCUGAUAGUUAUUUUCUAGUAAACUUCAACUACUUAGGUCCUUAAACUUGAUCUGUUGUUGGUAGUAAUAAAUUAUUUUUUGUUUAAAAGCUGUUAGUUAUUCAAUUACAAUUUUUUUCUGGUCUGAUGGGUGAAUUUAAGGAGAUUUGGAUCCCAUGAUCUUAUCCUGGUUCAGUCACUAGAAGGCUCUAGAUAAUGAACAUUAAUUGGGAGGAAGAACAUGUGAUAUUAAUUUACUCAUUAGUGCAAAGUCAGUGGUGAGUGAUUAUUUGCAAAAGUGAAGAAUGAUUCUUACAGUGUACUUAUUUAUUUACUCUGUUUGAAAACUCUUUUUUUUUUUAGGCUGAGAGUAAAAAAGAAAGGCUGCGAAAGGUACUAGGAUUAUUAUAGAUUUUACCAAAAACUCAGCAGUGGUUACAAUGUAUGUAAAAUUAUAAAUCACAGGUAUUGCAAAAGAUUUUACAGAUGAGUGUAUUUACACAGGAAUAUAAAGCAGGGGCCAAUAAAACAAAUACAAAUGGUGGCUUAGAUUAACAUGGCCUGCAAAUAAUGAAAAAAUAAUAAUCUUAUUUAACAUAGCACAUACAUUUAAGAAUCCCAAUGGAUUCAUGCCAGUUGACUAUCUUCAAGCAGGUAUGGCUGAGGAAUUGAACUUGCCACUACUGUGAACAACCCUUGCUAGUGGUAAGAGCAUGAUUUGAACCUGAUUUGAUUAAGUUUGACUCCAGCACCCCACACAACUUGGUCAUUCUGACUCCUUCAAGUCUUAGACAUUUGUAUCUAAGGGUUUAGGUGAUGUUAAUUUAAUUUGUAGUAAACAUGCACAGUGUAGUUCUCUUUAUUCUUGUAGGAGAAAGAGCAAGAUAAAGAGGUGCAAGCUAUCAAGGUAAUGUAUCAUCAUCUAAAUGAGAUUUGUGUGUGAACGAGACAGUGUUUAUACAUGUAUGCAAGUAAUAAAAUUGUUAAAAGAAGGUAACAUCUUUAUCUAGUAUACAAGUAAAAAAUAGUCUGUUGCAGUUAUUCAGAUGGUAUGGAAUGGAAGAGUGUCAGCACAUGAUUUCUAUGAAACAACUAGGAUUUUCUAUGAGAAAGAUGAUUUUUCCGUCAGUGACACAGGUGACUCAGAAGAAAAAAAUCCCAGUUUUCCAAAAGACCGAUUUAGACGGUAUGAUUUUUGCCUAUGACUAUCGUGCAGGACUAGCAUGCGUCAUGACUUCACAACAGAUUGUGUUGCGUAAAUUAGACCCACUUCAUUUGUACGACACAUUGUGGAUGUCAUAAGUGAAAAUUGUGCGCGUGUGGAUGGUCAAAAGGCGUGAAGUAUGCUAGUCGUGCACGAUAGUUGUGAGCAAAAAUUGUACUGUCUAAAUCAGCCUAAUAGGAGUUGAACCUAUGACCUUGUGGUUACUAGUCCAGAGGCUCUACCACUGAGCUACAGGAUACUCGUGGAAGCUGAGACCACUAGUUUCAUGAACCCAGGAGCAAAUGUUAGGCACCAGGGAUCAAGCUGGCAUUGCUAGAGCACAGCCUUGGUUUUCAAGAUAGUAUUGGAAGACAAAAGGUCUUAUAAGUUCAUAAAAAUGUCUACUUAGAGAAACUUGGAAACUACCUACCUAUCCCUUCCCUAACCCAAAAUUUUGCCCCAAGGGAAAAGUAGUAAUGUCAUUGUUGGUUUAGUGGGGGAGGGGGGUGGGGGGUAGUCAGGUGGGCAAAUCUGAGAAUUUUAUGCUGAUCUAAAAGGUACAUGGGCCAGUUUUUUGUCCAAUUGUUUUAGGAGGGAGUAUUUUGUAUAAAUUGUCUGUACAAAUUAGUGGGAAUUUUAUGGCUAUUUGUCUCCUCUAAAUCAGUGUUUUUUCACUGCUCGAUCCUGAUGUGAUUUAUCAGUGAUUUUCUGUGCGAGUGUUACUAAGAAUCUACCUUGGAAGAAAUCAUGCCUAAAAUUGCACAAAAUGUCACCUGCGUAAAUGGGCCUUUAACAAUAUUCAUCUGUCCUGCUUCAUUCCAGGAGCAAUACCUUGGUGGAGCCAAAAAAAAGAAAGAAGGUUCGUCGUCUCGCUGACAGAAAGUUUGUGUUUGACUGGGACACAGGAGAAGACACUGCUGUCGACUACAAUCCACUGUAAGUAAUCACAUGACUGUACCAAGCUUUUUUGUGCAAUCACCAUUGACACGUUUAGUUGAAACAAGCUUUUUUAUUGAUUUUUUUUGGCGCAGUAGUUUUUAUUUAUUUUAAUUAGUAUUAUUGAGAUACACAUAACAAAUUGGUUUUACGCUGUUUGUGAAAAAUACAAAUCAUUGUAAAUUAUUGAAUGUAGAUUUACCAUAGUUGACUUGACUGUAUUGCUGUAUAGUACCAAUAAUUAUCAUGACUGCUCUUGAUUCAAGUGCUUCAAAACAACACAGGCUCUUGUCACAGUCCGGAGGUACUUACCUAAGGGUGGUACUGUUAAAAUUUUGGCUGUUUUAAUAAUACAACUCUUGUUUGGACUAAGGUUUCAAUGUUGCCAGGUAUAUACAAUUAGGAGGUCAGGAACUGGACAGGUAGCAAGUUCUUUUCCUUCUAUAUUGUAAGAAAUCAAAUAGACCAUAGAAAUGACAUCAAAAUGUUCAUAACUCAAUUGAACCACGAGCUGCAGGCCUUCGAAAGUAGCAGGGGGUCGUAUUCUUAGUUGUGGGAGAAAUCCCAAGCCCCUGGGCGUCACUGAGAGCCCUGAUUAAUGCCCGUUAUUAAAACAGAUUUCACAUCUAAACAUAGGUUGUUGUUAGAGCGACUUUCCUAUGACCUUGAAAUGAAAACGCGCGAACAAAACAGAAACAACAAACGAACGGAAAUGGAGCGAUUUGAUUAGUUUAUCGAAUGGAUACAAACGCGCGUGGCUUUUGGUUAGUUAAACGAACGCUCGGGUGAAAACACUUUAUGCCCGAGAACUUUCUAGAAAUCAAUCGAUACGUCGCUUUGACGUCAUAAUGCAACGCGAUUGGCCAAUCGAACAAUGCCUUCUCUAUAUUAGGGUUUUCUUUGGCGGGAAAACGAAGAGGCCAUGUUUUGAUCUUUUCAUCCACUGGCUGAUAAAACAAAUAACGAACACUUACGGAAAUCAUUUUUCAACGUCAUACAAAAAUCGCUCUAACAGCAUCGAGAAGGCGAACAGAACAUAUCCAUCUACUUAUAUUAAUGAAAUAGACACCUUACAAACAGAUUUGGAGGCUUCUUGAGUCUCUAAAAAAAAGUAAAAAUAAACAAGACUUUGUUCAAAUAACCAGCGUAGGGAGCUAAGUGCUGAUAUGCUUCUUGGUCAAGAACGAUACAUUCAGUCUGUGCAACUCUCCUUUUUACUUACAAGUACUUGUCUUGCUUAGCUAUACAGAAAAGCAUCAAAUUCAGCUCUUUGGAAGAGGACAUAUUGGUGAAUUGAUAUCAAGGUAAACAUUCAAAAAAAGCUGGGUAUCUAACCACAGUCGAAACCACAGAAUAAGAUUGUUGGAUCAUAAUACGUUUCUGGGAAACUGCCCACCUACCCCUCCCCUAAGCCAGCAUUAACACUUACUUCUCAGUUAGGGAAAACUAUUGGCUUAGGGGAGGGGUAGGUGGGCAGUUUCCCAGAAUCGUAUAAUGAUCAGAAGAGUUCAAAGUCAUGGAUGAGUAAGCAGGCAACAGAUGCAGGGGCGGAUCCAGGAUUUUUCUUAGGAGGGGGUGCACCGCCAAGGAAUGGCAUAACUGACUGGUGACGUAAAUACAUUUUAAAAGCGAAUACCAAGAAGAAGGCUUUUGCAUGCUUUUGACUAGGCAAAGUGAGCUGCUGAGAAUACAUAUCAAACGAUACAGCAGAAUUCAGUGCCAAACUACCAUUUUUUAAUACGGUGUUUAACGUAAAUUCUCCAACCUCGUCUCGUGUUUUACUUCAGAACCAAUAAACCACCAAUUUUUCUUUUUUGGCAAAAUACCAGUUGAAUUAGAAAGCCGCAGGUCAUCUUAGAGGGGAACGGGGGUGCGCGAACCCCUCCACCCUCCCCCUAAAUCCGCCCCUGAGGUGUACAUGUACACACUUCUUCAUCGUCAUUAUCAGCAUCCUUCGGCCUCAGCUGAGACUCCUCAAACUACUCCUUUUCACAUCGAUCUUUUUUGUAUCAGCCAUCACAAUAGAGACCUAAAGUGGAGGCCGAGGACGGGAUUUAAGUUUGAUUUUUUCGCGUAUUCUUAGCAAACCCAACCCCGGAAGGCUUCAUUGUACUUUUUUUCACCAGAAAAGUUAGCACAGUUAUUUUUAUUGAAGAAGGUUUUAAAGUUCUCUCAUGAGCGUCUUGAUACUAACUUGUUUCCGUUCCCGCUAAAACUCGUAGUAGAAUGACGACGGCUAUCGCGUUUUCCCGCCAAAAUGACGCUGACUCAUCCGCGAGCACUACUUGAAAAUCUCGCCCUGGAAGUCGUCCUGUUCUUGGAAUCUAAAGCUAAGGUCUCUAUUAUUCAAGUUCCUAACCACAGUCCCUCAUUAGGGAGCUCUAGCAUCUACGACGGCGACGGAAGCGCAAACGUCACAUAAAAAGAGAAUUCGCGAUGCUUCAAACCUCUUGGCAUUCAUUCCAUCUCGUUGUCCAAUAUUGGCGAAUUUUCCUGUAGUUGAAUUCUAAAUGACUGUAAGUAAGUUCAGAAAAAGAAAAAUUAAGGCUGUGUUCACACUAGUACAGAUAGCUUUUGCUCCGACUCGAAAACUAUACCGGACAGGACUUCUGUUCGCACAUAAGAGCGGUGAUUCCAGCGCGAGUUCUGUGACGGAGCGAAGCUGCGCCGCGCCGCACUGAUCUGUGGAGAGUCACAUAUCGGAUAGGUGUUCACACUAGAUAAGCACACGAAAAGCUAUCGUUUCUCUUGUCCACGUCCUUCAUAAAAUGUCAAAUUCACGUCCUAGUCGUGCAACAACGGCAAAAAAGGUACAAAAAAGCGUAAUCCACGUGCAGAGUUGUUGUUUUGCUUAAUAAACCUGUUACUUUUUGCCGUUGCCGUUCUCGUUGCCCCGGCCGUUGUUGUUGCUAAAGCUGCCUAAUAUGAUGCCAGGAAAGUUUUAAACUUUCUACGUCUCAAUGGGCGCGGCUCAGUCUCCAAAGAAAAUAUGAAUCUUCUAGUGAUGCAUUUUUUCUUUGCCCGGGAAUAGACCUUGUCACGGUUUUCGACGCCAUCUUGACGAGCAGGCAAACGCGUGAGAAAUUACAGUGUUUGUAUGAGAAUCUCAUGUUUAAUAAUUUCCGUAGAACGGCUUUUCUGAAAAAAAAAAUGUCAAUUGUAAACUAAAGCUUCACUCCUAUGGAUUCUACUGAAAAAAAUUGAGGGCGUUACAUGCGCUAGAAGACAUAGAACCACUUUUUUUUACAUUUUCUAUACAUUUGUCUGUAAGAAAGUCCAGGGAAAAAAUACAGACAAAUAUAUGGAAAUUCUAAAGCAAGCCUCUGGAGAUAGUUAAGCACAGGUACGCCCGCAAAAUUUUUUAUUGCAAUCCUUUGCUUUGUAGCUUUAGUUUACAAUUGAUAUUGUUUUCAGAACAGCCGUUUUACGGAAAUUAUUCAACAUUAGAUUCUCAUACAAACACUGUAAUUUCUCACACGUUUGCGUACUCGUCAAGAUGGCGUCGAAAACCGUGACAAGGUCUAUUUAGCCUUUAUUAGGAUUAAAGUGGUUAACCCCUCUACAACAGCCACUCCGGCCCUUAGGUGGCCGUCUUUGCGAGGCUCGGCUGUGCACUACAAUGUUAGUAUGUAGUGAGGUGAUAGUUUUUUCAGUGAAAAUCCUUGGAAAAUGAUCUUUUUUCCUUCCCAGUGGCAAAAGAAGGAGACAGGAAAGUUUUAUCAGGAAAUGUUGGAGACAAGACGAACUGUUGAGGAAAAGACCCAAGAGGCGUAAGUAUCUUAUCUUGUCAAUAAGUAACAAAAAAACUACUAACACUGACGCGAAUUGCAUUUAAAAUUAGUUCAAUCUUAGAAGAGAUAAAAUAUUGUCCCGAACGGGACAGAUUAUGUCUUAUGUCUGCAUUGCACUGUGAUUGAUGUACGUUUCCCGUGCAUUGUUGGAAAGCCUGGUUCCAGUGUACAUGUAUGUCAAUCGAAGUUUCCAUCGUUUGCCUGUUAGAAAACUUUGAGUCUGGAAAAAGAAAGUAUUGUAUUGUCUUAGAAAAAGUCCGGGAAAAGCCUCGAAUUUUCCGCCAUCCAAAACUCUGUUCGAACCAUGCUCCAGUUGUGGAUACUAUUUCUGUUUCUCAAGGCUAUCCGCUCAAGAGAGCGUCUUACGGCAAACGGUAAACGUGAGAUGGAAUUGGAAUGAGAAGACAGAAACGGUCCAAAAUCCUUCUUACUGAUGAACCUCAGUGGCAUAAAACUUGUAAUAUUAGAGAGCUGUAGAUUUGAGGACGAGUACAAAUGUGAGAUUUAACUUAUAGGUUUUUUCGCGUGUUCUCAAACAAAAAAAGACACCCCGGAAAGCUUUAUUUUACUUUUUUUUUACCAAAAGGUUUAGUACAGUUAUUUAUACUGAAGGAAGUUAAGCCCUCUCCCGAUAGCAAAAUGCUAAAACUUUCUUACAUUUGAUAACUUGCUCCCGCUACUACGACUUCCUCGCUAAAACUCGUUGUUGUAUGUCGACGGCUAUCACGUUUUCCCGCCAAAAUGACGCUGGUUCACGCUUGAGCAAUACUCAGUAUUGAGAAAAUCUUCUACUCGUAGUCGUCCUCGUCAAAGAAUCUAAGGGUGCGUUUCUUUACUAAAAUCCAAAUCCGGAUUUUUAAUCCGAUCUCGAAUUUUAGUGAAGAAACGCACCCUGAAGCUCUGCUUUUAAGUAGAUAUAAAAAACAAUAAACGACAAGGAAAGGGAAAACUUGGUCACGUGGUACAAAUUUCCGUUUGCCGUUUGCCGUAAACGUGACUCGUGGUUCCUUCUUUUUUAGGACGCGAAUAAAGAAGCAGCGUGAUCAGGAAAGACAGCGUGCGUUCGAUGAUCGUCACUGGAGCAAAAAAUCCUUGGAGGAAAUGGUGGAAAGAGAUUGGCGAAUCUUGCGAGAAGAUUUUGCCAUCUCUACAAAAGGCAAGAGAUUCUAGGACAGGCUGUUGAAAUGUUGUCGUUUUUGGUCCUGAGCUUGGUUUAUCUGUGCUUUUUUUCUUUUUGUCUGUGGAUUACUCUGUGUUAUUGUACUGUUAAAUACUAACAUUGUUGCAGUCUUAAUCGUCAUUUCCGUCGCAACUGAAGAAAAACAACAACUGAAUUUAAGAACCUAAAUAGCCUAAAUUUGUUCUUAUUACCAUUUAUGUAAGAACGUGAUAAGGCUAACUAGGGAAAAUACAGGUUCUUACUCACGGGUUUUUACUGUAUUUUCUCCCUCCUCAUUGCAGGUGGCAAGAUUCCAUUUCCUCUGCGCUCAUGGAGAGAAAGCACCCUUCCAACAUCAAUAUUAGAUAUUGUAGACAAACUGCAAUAUGAGGUAAGCCAGCCGUAUCGUUUCGGUACGGACCCAAGCAGUGAAACUGCACAAAAAUUUCGAUCACCUCAAGUAUUAUUAUUUUUUAAAGUUUGCAAUUGAACAAGAAAAACAUUUUGGGUGAAUAUUCUUCGUUCUUUAAGUUAAGUACGUGAAACUAUUUACACCUCGAAGGAACUAACUUGUAUCGAAACGACCGGUAACCCUUUAAGUUAAGUGCGUGAAUCUAUUUACACCUCGAAGGAACUAACUUUUAUCGAAACGACCGGUAACCCUUUAGCUUAGUCACUUAUCCACCACCCACCAAAUGUCACAACCUGAAUGGCGCUGGUUUAAUUUUCCCAUUGAAGUUAAACUGUUUCUUUACAUCGAUAUUCAUAGUUUGUAAGGUUUGGAAGACGGAGGCAAUGUUAUUAUUCCUUGCACACUUGGUAUGAGGGUUAGACUGUCAGAGUAUACAUUGAAAAGAAAUCUCGAAGCAUCAUCGGCUAUGCUUUUCUUAAUCCAGUCACUUAUUUAACCACAGCAGGGCUACCUCAGUUGGUAGAUCGGCAAUGGUCCAGAUUAGAAGGUUACAAAAGAACUGAGACAGAAGGUUCUGCGUCUGGCAAACGGCUAGACCUUCGUGCGGCUUGGAUGACCACUUUGAAUACAACUGACUUAUAAAUAAAGUCGAUUUCUUUUAUUUGUAUCUUAUCUGUAGGGUAGAAUUAUAUGAUUUUCCCAUGUGAAAAAGCUCUUUUAACUGGUACAAAUGGUACUGUUUGGUAAUGGUAAUGUACUCUUUUAACUGGUACAAACCAAAAGUAAAACUUUAGAACAACUCGUAGAUGAUCUAUCCUGUUUGUUCAUAGGAACCAACACCAAUUCAGCGCCAAGCCAUUCCUAUUGGACUUCAGAACAGGGACAUCAUAGGAGUAGCUGAAACAGGUGAAGUGAGAACUCAGUAGGGUAGACUAUUGGGAAGUUUUAACUAUUGGAAUUGUAUUUCAGUAGGUCACACGGUAGACUACGAGUAGUCCUCAUUUUUCCUCAGGGACAGUAGAGCGAGCGAAACGCGAGCGCGCUUGAAAAUCACCCCACGCGAGAAAGGCGAGCCACGCGCGCUCGCGUUUCGCUCCCUCUACUAUCCCUGAGGAAAAAUGGGGACUACUCGUAGUCUAGUCACACAGAUAUUGAGAAUAGGCGGAUAAAACUUCUUUUUUGUUUUGUUUCAAUAAAAAGGUAGUGGUAAGACAGCAGCAUUUCUGAUUCCUUUAUUGGUGUGGAUUAUGGGGCUGCCAAAGAUUGAACGUGACGCAGAUGCUGAUAAGGGACCUUAUGCUGUAAUCUUAGCUCCGACUAGGGAACUGGCGCAACAGGUUAGUUGGUCAAUUCGCCCUUAGGCGAGUUGGCGUGAAGGCCUCAUAUCAGCUCACCAGGGAACUGGUACAACAGGUUAGUUGGUCAAUUCGCCCUCGGGCGAGUUGGCAUGAGGGCCUCAUGUCAACUCGCCCCAACCGUUUCGCGUGCAAGAAUUCACGCUUCCGUUGCGUUGUGCCUUAAGAGCAGCGGUUAUUUCUUAAGAAAAAAAGCCGAGUUUUUGUGGUCUACCUACAUUCAUGGGAUUAGUACAUACGUACAUACAUACUUUCUUGUUUCCUCCCCAAAGGGGCUUUUCAGGAACAAUCAUUAUUUACAAUCAUUACAUUUAAUUACAAAACUUACAUUAUUACUGAUUACAAUGCUUAACUUCUUACUAAUUACAAUACUUAACUUAGCCAAGAAGCAUUUACAAAAUUAUCAAAAAGCUUGUUCGUUAAGACAGUAGUACAACUUCUCGUCAGCAGUAAACUAAACUGUUAGUUCGACUAACUUACCAGGAUUCGUGCCGUAGAUUAAAAGUAAGCACUCUUAUUGUUACAAAGGUAUACCGCGUUAAAUUAGAGCCAACGGUGCGUUUGUUUUUCUAAUCUUGCCAGAUCGAAGAUGAAGCUGCCAAGUUUGGUCGUCCUCUUGGCGUCAGGACAGUGUCUGUGAUUGGUGGGGUAAGAAAUCUACGCAUAAGUCUGACAAUGUCUUUAUCGGUGGUGUCGUAGCUACCCUGGGUGCAAUGUUGGAACAAUGUUGUAACAAUUCAAAACAAUGUCGCAACAAUAUUGCAACGCUGUGUUGCGAUAAAAAUCGUCGUUGCGAAUCGUCCCGUGUAACCUCACCUUAAAUCAAUCGAAUCCGCCUUAACGAGGUGCAACGUAGUUCAUCCUACAUAUUGUUAGAGCGGACAUCUGUGGCGAGGACAUGUCGUAGCUCGUGCGGUAGGAGUUCGCUUCCCGGUCGGGAGAAGAAUGGAACAGGACAAAGGUUUCCAACCGUGCGUUUAUUCCUUCUCCAACUUCCCUCCGAGCUAAGAAUUGCUUUCCUAUAAUUCGUGGAGACAGUUGUUGCUCGGUUUCCGAAAUAAAGUGAUUCCCGAGAAAUGGGUGAAACAGAAUGUCAUGGUUGUUCAGCCCAGAGGUAGUCGCUUAUCAGAGUCUAAAUACAGCGUUUGUGUCAAAUGGGAUUUUGAAAUCGAUAAGAGAGAUAGGCAGUCAGCCACAAAAGAAUAAAUAAAAAGUCAGUUAACACCUACCUUUGAUACAUUUUAUCUCCAGCUUUCUCGCGAGGACCAAGGAUUUCAGCUAAGGCUUGGUUGCGAGGUAAGCUAAUCUCUAGUUCCCUUUUCGUACGCUGAAACUAGCCUUCGUGGCCAGACCGAGAGAGGAAGGAGGAACUUCCCUCCUCCCUCACACGCUCCUCGCGGUAUUGUGCGCCCGAAACCCCCUCCCCCUCUUCAUCCCCCCCCCUCCCUCCGCCCGAUCGAACACCUGCCUCGUAAGCCACACUACAACGCACUCUCCAGACAAAGAGGGUGAAGAAAACUUUCCUCACCACUUAAGAAAUGGGAAGGGAACUGGGGCCCAUUUCUCGAAAAGUUCCGGUAACUUUUCGGGCCAGAAAUCAAAUAUUCAAAUCGAAAUAUAAAGAAUAAGAGCGCGGGUCCUGGCCAGCAAACUACCCCAUUUUGUUUCAGUAACUUAUAGUUAUGUUAGAUGCAAAACUAUUGAAACCUCGAUCUUUGAUGUAAACGAGAGACAGCUUACCGGGCUGUUAAUAAUCGGGACUGUCGAGAAACGGGCCCUUGGAGCCGAAAUGCGUGCCGCAAUUGUUUCUGGGAUGGUUACUAGGGAAGCGCCUGUCAGCUAUUGGCCAAUUUUUUUCCAUGUCCCUAGCAACAGUCCCAGACGUCUUUGCAGAAGUUAACUCGUCCCAGAUUCCCUCUCCUUUUUAAAGUGUCGAGUUGUAGAGAAGCGUUUGUUGCCUUUUAUAUUAGCAUGUAUGGCUGAGUACUUACUCCGUUAUAAUUUUUUUUUUUUCAGAUUGUCAUUGCUACACCUGGUCGUCUGAUUGAUGUACUCGGUAAAUGUUUUCUUUAUAUUUCUCAUUUCUGCUUGUGCAGUGUUGGCACCCUACAGUAUCACGAGAUGAUUCGAUAACUGCAAUCAUUGGUUUUCUAGCGUUUUUUCGAAAUAACACUGUAAUACAACAAAAUACGCCAUCUUCUUUUUCUCCUCGUCCUUAGCCAAGUAUAGUUGUCUUGUGGUAGUGUAGUAAGUUUCUAUUUGGGUUAACCAGGGUAGGAAAUUUCCUUCUUCAACGGCCUCUGUUUCUGGAAUCGAUGAAGGUUUCCAUCCAGGACCCCGGUCCUAACUCCAUUAGUUCUUUCCCUACUGUUCCUCUCCUUGUCUUUCAGGGUUUCUCUAUUUUUCGUGCCUUCAGUUCUGGUGUCCAUUUGAUUGCGGUGCCGGAAUUGGAAAUGGUAUAGAGUUAAACUAAGUUAUUCAAAAUUCAAGGCGAAAAAGAAUCUAACGGUAUCUUCUCUUAGAGACUGCAAAUGUGAAUCUAUGGAGUUGCAGUUUCGCUGUUCAUAAGAUUUGAAGUAAUUGAUUGAAGCUUUUUGUUCUUCUUUCUCUUGCAGAAAAUCGAUACCUUGUACUCAGUCGCUGUUCAUAUAUUGUUCUUGAUGAGGUUAGUUGUUUUAAUUUGUUUGUUUGUUUUGUGUUUUUUCUUUUUGCGAAAUUUUGAAUCAGACAAAGAAUAAGCUGUUUUACAAAGGAAAAUUCGAUAGAAAGCCCUACUACUCAAUCAUUCGUCUUAGAAGAUCUGAGCAAAUGUCGGUGGUACUAUUGUAGGCUAUCGUAUGAUUGACAUGGGCUUUGAACCUGAUGUUCAGAAGAUUUUGGAGCAUCUUCCAGUAAGCAACGUCAAACCUGAUUCAGAAGAUGCCGAGGAUCCAGAAAAGCUGUUAGCUUAUAUGGGAAAGGACAAGUUUAGACAGGUUCGUAUAAAUAUAUUAAUUAAUUGAACCGCGGGCUCAAUGUUUCAGUGUUUAUUGACCGGCGAGCUUGUUGGAAGUAGGCGGGGCUUAAAGAAUUUUCACGGUUCACAUGAAGUUGCCUUUAAUAUAAUAGUGAACUUACACAACAGGACGGGAGAGGAAAGAAGACGGCAAACCUUGCGUGACAAGCGUGACAAUAAUUUUGGUUGAAAAAACUUUCCGCCAAACUUCACUUUCCUUUGUACAGACCUUUUUUUAAGAAACCAGAAAACAUUAAUGAUAUGGGAAGACCACGACAAAACACGCAAUUAAUAGCCCUGUCACAUUUGUCACACUCAAGCAUUUGCCGUCCUUCUCUUCAUGCCGUCCUGUUGCGUAAACUCUCUAAUAUCUGUUUGUAGCCUUCGUAUUUAGUUUGUUUCAACAACGAAAAUAGGAGACGUCUCGUCGAGGAGAUGAUGUCGAGACUCUAGUCAGUUGACACUACUAGAAUGCAGUGUAACCACCAGCUGAACGUUUGAACAAUAUUACUAAAGACCAGUGAACUGAGAUUCGUAUCAUUGACUUUUCUGUUUUACCUUGUUUAGACUGUUAUGUUCACGGCGACAAUGCCUCCACAAGUAGAACGCUUGGCCAGAAACUAUCUAAGGUCAGUUAUUGGUUUCACUAUUUACUGAAACAUUGUUUUCUAAAUAGAUAUCCUUCAUUGACGAUUUAUCCGCAUACAAAGCCGCUCACAUUAACUAUAAAUAACUCAAUAAUAACUAAUUCCGGUAUAUACCCCCGGUAAAUUUCGAGCAGUCUCUCUUUAUUCUUGGUCCGUCGAGCAAAACGCGCGUGACUGAAGGCACCAGAGGGGAGAGGCACGAAAAAAGAGAGAGACUCUUUUGUCUUCUCGGCCUGCCGCCCUCGUUUCUUGCGUCUCGCUCGACGCUCGCGCGCGUGCAUCCCCCCCCCCCCCCUAAAUCUGAAGAAAAAGAGAGACUGCUCGCAUUCUAACCCCGCAGCAGUAUUUACCGCGCAAGGCUGGUGAGACCGAGCAAACGACUGAAAAAAUAGGUCAAAUAGACCAUUUCCGUACUCGAAACGUCCUCACUUUAAAAAAGCGAGGCCGUGUGCAAGACCCCAUUUGUGAAAAUGAGUUUCAUUUGCUUGAGAAUUAAAAAAUCGUUUUCAUAUCAGAGACUUCGCACACUUUAGCUUCGUUUUAAAACAGAGGCUUGAGACAACUUGGAAUUGGCAUAUAAACGUAACGAGACUAACAAUACCAACUUGAUAGAGGCAAACCAGUUGGAUAUUUACAACCUUGGUUGGGGAUUUGAACAAAUCCAGCCAGCGGUUAGGGCGGGUAUUGAACCCAGGGUCUUCGGAUUGUAAGUCCAACGCACUAACCCGCUCGGUCACGCUGCCCCCUAAUAUCAGCACCCAUAUUCCAAUUCUUAUCAUUUUUAUCAUCGCCUGUACAUUUAAGCAGUGAUACGUUAGGGAGAAAUUAGAUGCUGAUCUACAUCUUAAAACGAGAAGAAUUGACCAAGAAUUGUUUGUUAAAAAGCAACCUUAAGUGACUGGGAACCUAACAUUGCGAUUAUUUGUUUUUCCUUCAGGCGCCCAGCUGUGGUUUACAUCGGUUCUAUAGGUAAAUACUGUUAAGAACAAGUCUUUUUUAACCCUCCUUCAAUCGGAUAUACAGUGUAACGGGGAUCUUUCUGUUUCUUUUUUUCCCCUUUGCUGGAUUAUGACGGUUCACACAUCGGUCAUUGACGCUGCAUGUCCAACAAGUUUUACACCAUACUGAAUUAUGCCAGGGAUGAUUUCCUGAGAAAUAGCUUACCACGUUAUGAUCUAAACUGCAGUUGUCAGGUUCAACUUGUGAGCCCGGUUCCUCAAAAGAUAUCAGCUAAGUUUAACCCAGGGUAAAGCCUAAUUUUUAGUAAAGUUUUCUUGUCUAGGAAAACAUAAUUGGAGGUUUUGAAAUAUUGUCCAGGUUAUUAAAGCGGGCAGCUCUUCUAUUUGUGUUUCUGUAUUAAAGUAAUUCAAUUUUCUCUCAUCACUUCACAGGCAGACCAGUCGAGAGAGUGGAACAGAAAGUUUAUUUGGUUAAAGAACAAGCAAAGAGGUACGCCUGCGUGUAUCAUCCUUUAUAUGUUUCUUAAACUGUAGCAAUGUAUGUAAAUUUAUUAACGCGAGAUUAAUUGCGGUGGACUGUAGUUUUUUCAUCGUAAAACGCUGCUCUUCUUUUAUGUUAGUCUACCAAUAACGUUUUGCUGUGUACCUUUUUGUCCAAUUCAGAGGAAUAUUAACUCAGACUGACAUUUUGGUCCUAUAGGGAGAAAAGCGACUUUUGAUUAGUAUUGUGGGGAAACUGCCAUAUAAUUGUUGUUGUUAUAUAGCUGGAAAUCUCUUCGCAACUGCGCGCGCGCGUCUCAUUGGUUACUUCGAGGUCACAUUACAUCUAACAGUUAAACUGUUUCCCGCCAAAAUCUCUUACCAAUCUAUGACGUCAGAGGGCAACAUUGCACUGUUACCUGCGAACGUUGACCGUUACAGCGAGGUUUAAUGAAUUUCCAGCUAUAUAACAAAUCACUUCGGUAAACAGUUGAUUUUGUUUCUGUUGAAUCUCAAUGUCUCCCUCAGCUUAUUAGGAAAUAAUAUUAGCUGUUUCGCUCGGGACCAGUCAUUUUAAAAGUGUUUAUUGUUGUUUCCUUGACAGGAAGAAGUUGCUAGAGAUGCGGAACUCUGGCAUUGAUCCUCCGAUCAUAUUUGUCAAUCAAAAGAAGGUGAGAGUUGCUUGUCACCGCAGCGGAUAGUUGAGAUGACGUACAAAAAAAGAAACCCACAGAAAGUGAGCGAGGAUCGGUGAGAGCGAGGGCGGAGCUCUCAUGCACUGACUCCCUCCUUGUUUCGUUUAGUCCGCGUGGAAGGCGUUUGAAGGGGAUAAGGUGGACGAGAUGGCUACGCGAGGAAGGAGGGAAGCCAUCGCGCGCCUUUCAUGUACUCGCGUGCCUUACUUCCCCUUUUCCCGUCUUCAAUGCUGGCUAGUCUUCGUUGGCCCCUUUAGUUUUCUCCGCUGUUUCUAUCUGAGAUCUUGCGACAGGAUAUCAGGGACCUUUAGGCUAUAAUCGCACUAUACCGGAGAGCUUGUGCGCCGGCACCAAAAUCAUACCUGGUAGGGCUUCUGUUCACACAUAACAACGGUGAUUUGGGAGCAGUUUCUGUAACGGAGCGAAGCUGCGCCAGGCCGAUCUCUUAAGUGGCAUGUCACAUAUCGGAUAAGUUUUCAUACUAAAGCGGAUAGCUUCUCUCUUCGGCACGAAAAGCUGUCCGUUAUAGUAUGAACACAGCCUGAGAUUGGAUUACGAGUAGAAGAUUGAGUAGGAGCUUUCAAACCAGGUUCAUGAGCUCCAGAUAAACACUUUUCACAACAACUGAAUCUCUCAAGUCUCUCUACGUUUUGUUAGCAGCGGGAACAAGUGAGAGACCUGAGAACAUAAAUGGCUUCAAAUUCCAAUGUCAUACUCUUAGUCAUCGAUCACGCCCUCCGAAUCAAAUCUAAAGGUUGCUCAUUGUUACUUAAUAGACGACAUAUCUGUAAUAAAGUUUAGCUGAUUAACUCUUUUUCCGUCUGUCUUAGUGAGCGGACGUGCUCGCCAAGUCCCUGGAAAAAAUGGGCGUAAGUUAUCGUUUGUGGCGUUGGGCGUGGGUGAUUUUAUAUCUUUUCUCUUCGAUGUAGGCUACGGUUUUGUUGUAAUUUGUUACCAAACGAACUUUAGCCUCCGAGUAAGCUCUCCAUUGGGGUGAGGAGGGGGGGCCGGGGUGUGGGGUCGCGAGAAGUCACGCGAGAGCAGCACGCUCGCGCCUUCGCUCGCCAUACAUGGAGAGUUUGCUAGCAGGCUAAACGUACUUAAGUGAAGCAGUGGCUGCUUGAACGCCAUUGCGAAUUACUUAAUUGUUUUUAUAUAUGAGAUUUUUGGGCCUGGUAAAACGAGCAAAUCCUGUUUUCGUCGUCAGUUUUGACGGACAGCGUAUAAGGCGGAUCGUGAUCACGCGGGGCAAACGUUUCUCACCGUCAUUCUUAAAGUGCCUGGUUUGCCCAGUAUUUGAUUUCAUCUUCGAUCGUUUUUAUCCUUUUGUUUCUUCAGUUGCAUACCUUCCCUUUUUUUAAUUUUCGUUCCCGAGAGCGGGCACUGACAUAACUUUCUGAAUUUUUUCUUAUAGUUUCGUGCUACAACUCUCCACGGUGGACGAAACCAAGAACAGAGGUGAGGUUUAGAUGUAACCUCUUGUUAUUUCUUCGUCAUGGUUGUUAAAUGUCUGUUACAUAAAUCUAGCGAGACACAUAGAGUGUAGGAAACUAAGAAAACAAGGGUAUUGGACGGAUGGAAGGAUGUUUCAGUGAAAUUCCCGAAUGUUUAGUACACCACUGUUGCCGUUUUUUUUUUUUUUUUUUUUUUUUUUUUUAAUGAAGAUAUGAUCGUCGCAGUGGUAGUUGUAAUUUAAGAUUGCAAAUAAACGCGAAAAAACAAAUUGGGGACUUCAACGAAUCCAUGGCCUCUGCGUUAGUGCUGCAGUGUUUGACCAUUUGAGCUAUGAAGACCCAUACAUUUGGAGCAGGCCAAUUUGUUGAGUUCAUCUUAAUCUGUGAAAGGAAUGAAACAUGAAGAUCAUGUGAACUGCGGAAGUACAAAUUUUAAAUGAAGAUAUGAUCGUCGCAGUGGUAGUUGCAAUUCAGACAAUAGCAAAUAAACUCGAAAAAAAACCUUUUUUUAGGUUAAACAGCUCUGUCAACGAUAAUCUUCGAUUGGGCCCUAUUUUUUUGAAAGCACGACAAGCCCGCUGUCGUUUGCUUGAUUAAACCUUGCAAACAUUUUUGCCAUGCAUCUCUACACUCAGUUUCAUUAGUUCGUCAACUGAGUCGAACAUACGCGGUUACAUAACAUGUACAUCUUAAUUCUGAACCUGUCAUAAAGAUUCAUUUUGUUGGUUUUCUUUCAGAGAGUUUGCUUUGUCGAGUCUUAAAGCUGGUGCUAAGGACAUCCUUGUGGCCACUGAUGUAGCCGGUCGUGGUAUUGAUAUCAAGUAAGUUCAUGAUAAACAGUUUCUUUGUUUUGUUGUUUUUGUUGGCUCCUGGGCUAAAGAUUUUUUUCUUACACUUAUUUCCAAACUCAACCUGGAUACCGGUUAAUCGGAGAGAACCUUGAGAACAAGGAUGAUGGUCAACUUUAUGAAGUUUUUUUUUCUUGACUAAAUGUGUGUUUUUUAUAGCGCAAGUAAAAUCUCUCAAAGUUGAUUUCUUCAUUUCAUAUCUUUUCCAGGGAUGUUUCACUUGUUCUUAACUAUGAUAUGGCCAAGUCAAUUGAAGGUAAGUGAUGAGUUUAACAUUGAAACCUUAGGCUUAAAAUAAAAGAAAUUUCACAGAGACAAACAGAGUUGAUAAUCUUAUCUUAACUCACUUUCAUACUAACAGAUAAACAAACUUCAUUAAGUACGGCGUUAACCAGUAUGUAAUAAGUCUAAUUUUGUCUCAUUUCUUCAUCCACGUACACUUUUGGUUUUUAGGUAUUAUAUUAUUGUAAUUCUUUGACAAUUUUGAACGAUUGUUUUGAUGUUUCAGUCAAAUUGGAUCUAUUCGGUAAUUGCUGGAAGAGACCUUAUUCACGAUACCCGCCAUCUCACGAACGAAGGAUUUAUGGGUUAAAGGAAAUAUCGCGUGGUUUCUAAGGAGGCAAACAACUUAUAAAACCUGUCAAUAAAAGUAAUUGCGGCCGAGUUUAUUUAUUCCCUCAGAUGAGAAACCCCGUGACAUCCCAUCCCAUCAACCUUGCGCGCUUCCAAAGGUGGCGGGUAUUGUGAGGAAGGUCUAUUGCCUAAAUUUACGGGACUUACCACAUAGCCAGUGCCCUAUGGCGGCUAACGUGUCAUUGUUUUUAAAUUUUUUAUCAGGCUACACUCAUCGUAUUGGUAGAACCGGUCGAGCAGGGAAAACCGGUGUUGCCAUCACGUUUUUGACGCAGGAGGACUCAGCAGUGUUUUAUGAUCUCAAGCAGACAUUAUUAGCGAGUCCCGUAAGUGCGAUGCUUUGUCAAUUUUUACAGAGCGUCAAAGAAACCAUUUUUCCACAUAAUGAAAGUUGAUUCGACUAUAACUAACAGAUUUAUGUUCUUGCAAAUCUUGUAUAUUGUCUAUGAAUUGUAUUGUUCAUAUCUGAGUCUGAAUUGGGUUAAAGUGUUUACUGUUUUUUGCCCGAAAUUUGACAUUUAAUGUAUAAUAUUUUUGGUUAAGAGGGUUUAAGUGUCUCGGGCGGAAAUUGAGUGUUACAGGGCCAAUGUACAAGCGAAUGGAUUCUUAAUCGUGCUAUGGCGAAUAACAAGCAAAAAACACGUUUAAACCUGGGUUACCCAGGGGACGAAUUUGCUUCUCGAGGUUGAUUCUGGGUUGGUGGUGUUUUUUGAUUGCAGUAUGGGAUUGAUUCGCUUCUUCCAUUGGUCAUUUUGAGGUUAAGCGGUAAGCUGGGUGAAAAUUCGUCACCCAAAGCAGGUUCAUGGUGCAACGUGAACAGUUGUCAGCGGUUUUGACAUGGAAGGGAAACAAACGUUAACCUCUGUUGCAUGCUUGUUUAAACAGAAGACCAUUGAACUGCAGGCUCAACUGUAAUAACUCCUAUUCGAUAAAACACCAACCUUUCCAAGACCCUGUAAGGCGUCUUCCCAGGCAUUCUCUGUCAAUGCAUUUUGGUAACGCUUGGACCACGUGACCCGAAAUGCAUAGGCCGCGCGGAGUACUGAGGCCUAGGGACAAGGCAAACACCAAACAACUCUCGCGAGUAAACAGGAAAUGGCUAACAACCUUUUCCCAGGGUUCUCUUCUCUCUUACUCGUCCCUGCUGAACGAAAGAGGAGAGAGAAACCUGGAAACGAAGUCGAAUGGCCAAUUACUCACUGCCGUUAUGAUUAGGGGUAGUAACUGGUUUAUUUCUGAUUGAUUGAUAGGUGAGCCACUGUCCUCCGGAGCUUGAUAAACAUCCUGAUGCACAACACAAACCUGGCACAGUUCUUACAAAGAAGAGAAAGGAAGAAACCAUUUUUGUGUAAAUACCUAAAUAAAUCCAGUAUUUACAAGACCGGAAACCUCUUUUCAUAGCCAUGAAAAUAGUAAAACGAUCAAGGGUAUAAAGCUCUGAAGAAAAUAAACGAAAUUUUGAAACUUUUAUUGGUGAUAUCUUUUGAAACCUUUUCAGAGCAUGAAUGAGCAAUUUAUGCAUUAUUCUUUAUUCUUGAUAUGCUAGCGUCUGAACCUCCAACGUCUGACUGAAACAACGAGUCUGGCUGUGCUGAAUUUUGGAUGUCUCAGCAGUUAUCAGGUUUUAUACAACUUGCUCCUGUUGAUUUUUCACGCCAUCUUUUUCUAGCCCGCUCCAAGCUCUUACGCUUACGUUACACGGAACGAUUAGCAGCGACGACUUUUAGCGCCGCACAGCACUACAACAUUGUUACGACGUUGUUUCCAAUAGUUGCAAUAUUGUUCCAACAUUGCAACGUCUUCGUUGAGAAUCGUCUCGUGUAGCAUCACCUUUAGUUAGUAGUAGCCUGCGUAGCAAAAAGAAAGAACGGGGCGCGCGAGGGAGACACGCUAGGGGAGAGGGUGUCUUCCUCUCACUCCCCGUUCUUUCCUGCGCCGAUUACUUCCAAGCGCUUAACGGCUACGCAGGCUAAGAUAGUAGGGAUGACGUAAUCUCGAACCCAGAUCUCCCGCGGCCAUGACGCGUAAGUGAAAAACACGCCAAAAUACGAGCGCGUGAUCUGGAAAAUUGGCCGGUGUUGGGAAAAAGGAAGCCCUUCCUCUCCCCAGUUUUCUCCC
Messenger RNA from Porites lobata, 23117 nucleotides. The record is from the annotation of a GenBank genome assembly. NCBI's taxonomy places the organism in Eukaryota, Metazoa, Cnidaria, Anthozoa, Scleractinia, Poritidae.